UCACUGACAAAGCUUGCCCGUCACUAGAGACGUGUCUAAACCAGCGAACUUCAGAAUAUAUAGAAGAAAUAAACUCGGAGGGGAGUUUAAUUUACUUUUGCAACCGAAACAACGAAAAGGAAUAUAAACAAAAAUAUGAAGCUCUUUCACGUAUGGAGCGUUGCUAUGACAACGAUGUUCGUCGUCCGGACAUCGGCAAGACCAACGACACAGACAACACCAGAUCUUCUACAAAAAUUUCUCAGCACUCUUGGUCCAAAUACUGAGGGGUCAUCCGACCCUGGCGAUCUGACGUCACCAAGUUUUUUAAUUCCACGUUUAAUCUACUCGCUAUCACAAGAUUACGACUACAUUGUAUCGCACGACAAAAAACAGCGACACGUCCGCAGGGGGGCGCCGUUUCCUAGAAAUUGGAAACAUGGGAAGAAGCCUCAUGGCGGCACCGAUUCUUCGGUGACACAGAGCCGAUACCGUGCCCGUUACAACCGUCCACGGUGCUACAUGAACCACAGUGGGGAGUGCAGGCGAAUAGUUAAAUGCGGAUUUCUUUCCCCACUUGACCGGAUCUCAAGAAACCCAAAAUUCGGAUGCAAACAUCUGCCUAACUUCGCCGCAUCAAGAAGGUUGUAGCACCAGACCUCUCUGCACUCGAAGUCGCGCCACACGAUUACGCCCCGGACAUCGCGUUAAUGUUGUUUCUAUAUGGAGUGUCAGAAUUUUUUCGAAUCCCUCGCAUUCUAUACCAACCAUUUCAAAGACCCCGCACUUACAUCUGCUGCAAUUACACCCAGAAUAAUAAGAGUAAUUCCGGGCUUUGGUCUCAAGCCGGUACACAUAAGUCAUACAGCUUAAUACUAUAAUUGUCGGUGUUUCUGAUUCGUGUAUCAGCGAACACCAGGCACGGGUUGCAUUAUACAUUUCCGGCACGGAGGCGCGGCUUCACUAUUACAAGCUCAUAAUGUCGUCACCAUUACGUCACUGUUACGUCACCAAGUCACGUGAGACUGCCAUUCUCCCUGUAACCCCUCACUGUGGUCACUUUUCGUACACAUAUUUAUUUAUAAGUCAUCACUUCAAUUUAUGUCGUCUUGUGUUCGUGUUUUUUCUCUUAUUAUCAUGAACAAUGCCUUAUUUGUUACGUAA
This is a messenger RNA of Ciona intestinalis (vase tunicate), 1143 nucleotides long. RefSeq lists its product as uncharacterized. Lineage: Eukaryota; Metazoa; Chordata; Ascidiacea; Phlebobranchia; Cionidae. The record is from RefSeq and is a predicted model, not a curated record.